GUUAAAUAAAAAAAGAAGAAGAAAUGGACUUUUGACUUUGACAAACUUUCAUUUCGCAUUGUUUGUAUGGUGAUUAUGUGCAUAUAAAUUUUUUUGAAGUUCAUUGGAUUUAAGACUUUAUUUACACGAAACAUGGCUCUCAAAGUUACGUCAACUCUUCUACGCAGCAUGAGCGUACCUGCAAGGCUUUCUGUUGCCUGUUACCACAAAAACGUUAUAGAACAUUACGAGAACCCCAGAAAUGUUGGAUCUUUGGACAAGAACGAUAAAAACGUUGGAACCGGCUUAGUUGGAGCACCCGCUUGUGGUGACGUAAUGAAACUGCAGAUUAAAGUUGACGACAAUGGCAAAAUCGUUGAAGCGAAAUUCAAAACAUUUGGUUGUGGUUCUGCUAUAGCUAGCAGUUCAUAUACAACAGAAUGGGUGAAAGGCAAAACUGUAGACCAGGCGCUUAAAUUAAGAAAUACUGACAUCGCAAAGGAGCUGUCCUUGCCUCCAGUGAAGUUACAUUGUUCUAUGUUGGCAGAAGAUGCCAUUAAGGCUGCUUUAUCAGACUACAAGAUUAAAAAUCAGAAGAAGGAAGCUUAAGGGGACAGAACUGGAAACAAUGUGAUAAGUUGGUACUAGUUAUAUUAUUAUGUAAAUAGUUUUAAAUGAAAUAAAUACUCUCAACAAUAAAAAA
Diabrotica virgifera virgifera (western corn rootworm) is the source of this 682-nucleotide messenger RNA. RefSeq names its product iron-sulfur cluster assembly scaffold protein IscU-like. Gene Ontology annotation, cellular component: cytoplasm; mitochondrial matrix. Lineage: Eukaryota; Metazoa; Arthropoda; Insecta; Coleoptera; Chrysomelidae. Gene Ontology annotation, biological process: intracellular iron ion homeostasis; iron-sulfur cluster assembly. Bases 133 to 588 code for a protein of 151 amino acids. The transcript is spliced from 2 exons. The record is from RefSeq and is a predicted model, not a curated record. Gene Ontology annotation, molecular function: 2 iron, 2 sulfur cluster binding; ferrous iron binding.